This is a messenger RNA of Phaeoacremonium minimum UCRPA7, 576 nucleotides long. RefSeq lists its product as hypothetical. The transcript has a single exon. Bases 1 to 576 code for a protein of 191 amino acids. The record is from RefSeq and is a predicted model, not a curated record. Lineage: Eukaryota; Fungi; Ascomycota; Sordariomycetes; Togniniales; Togniniaceae.
AUGGCGGAAUUGCUCGGCCUGAUUCCCGCCGGGCUGAAUAUCGCUUCUACAAUUGUGCAGUUUGCAAUAGCCAUUCGCGACGGCAAGCUCUCCGACAACCGGGACGCCCGCAAGUUCGCCGACUACCUCGAGAGGCUUGUCGAAGCCCUGCAAAAUCUUGGCUGUUUGCGCGAGGACGCUGACGACCGAAUCACACGAACAUUCCGCUCUGAAGUUAUGAGUAAGGAGCGCCGUGGCUGGGCCACUCUCCACAAGAUCAAUGUCACACUCGUACCCCUAGACAACCGCGACAAACAGCGCAGGAAGAAGGUAUUCAUGAACUUCUUGACUGGCAACGCUGGUCGCGAGGUCGACGAAGCCAACGGAAUCUUGGUGCAACACAUUCUGGAGGUCAAAGAAUGCCACCGUGACCUCAACCACGCGCUCGUUGACAUCAACCGCACCGACAGCCUGACCAACAUCUCCGCCAUCACGCUGUCACAAUUCACAUCGACGUCCACACUUCAGCAGCCAAAAUUUUGGCCUUUAAUUGAAGACCUUAUCAGCGGCCCGGCGGCGGAUGCAUUUCAGCCGUGA